CACCAGUUCCACCUCCCACCACCUUCCCCAUUUCUUUAUUUUCGCCGCCGCCUACAUAUCCACCACCUUUGUAGCUCCAUGGCUUCCAUGUAGCUCAACCAACCUCUAGUGGUGACCUCUGCCACCCGACUUCCGCAGACCGUAGUCACACAUGAAAGUUUUGAGAUAGAAUCGGAGUUGCCAUGAAAUUCUAUAGGGCUAAGGAAACAAAAGAGUUGGUGAUUUAGGAAAUAGGGGUGGUGGAGGUGGAGGCCAUAAAGAUGGUGGCUAUGGAGGCCGGUCUGCGGAGCUCACCCAAUGGUAGUGACGGUGGCGGUGGCGGCGGAAGUGAAGGCCAUGGAGGUGGUGAGGGGCGGCAAAAAUGGAGGAAUGGGGUGGCUGGUUGGCAGUGGAGGCAAUGAAAUGCUGGAGGGGGUUGAAAUUACAGAGAAAAGAGCGGGCUGCGGACAAAGAGAAAAGAGAAGGAAGAAAGAGAAAAAAGUGAAGAAAGAAAGAAAGAAAAAGGGAAAAUGGAGGAAAAUACUCGUACGUAACAGUAGAAAAAUUGCCAAUUGGACAUCAACAUGGGCCAUCAACUUGGAAACCGGAUAUGUACCUACAAAAUAUCUAAUUUGACUCUUUUUUUAAUACUUUGAGGAUUUAAUUGACCAGUUUAAAGGUAAGAUGACUCAAUUGACCUUUUCUUUAUUUUAUUAUAAAAAUACAUGAAUCUAUUUGACAGUUUUCCUUUAGGGAUCUUUCGCCAAUGUUCUG
This is a messenger RNA of Cuscuta epithymum, 753 nucleotides long. The record is from the annotation of a GenBank genome assembly. NCBI's taxonomy places the organism in Eukaryota, Viridiplantae, Streptophyta, Magnoliopsida, Solanales, Convolvulaceae.